Molecule: messenger RNA, 1008 nt
Organism: Brettanomyces bruxellensis
Lineage: Eukaryota; Fungi; Ascomycota; Pichiomycetes; Pichiales; Pichiaceae
Exons: 1
Coding region: 1-1008 (335 amino acids)
Biological process (GO): glucose metabolic process
Molecular function (GO): oxidoreductase activity, acting on the aldehyde or oxo group of donors, NAD or NADP as acceptor; NADP binding; NAD binding
Source: RefSeq, a predicted model, not a curated record
AUGGCUUUCAAGGUUGCAAUUAACGGUUUCGGAAGAAUCGGAAGAUUGGUUCUCAGAAUCGCUGUCGAGAGAAAGGAUCUCGACAUCGUUGCUGUCAACGACCCAUUCAUCGGUGCUGAGUACGCUGCUUACAUGUUCAAGUACGACUCCACCCACGGUAGAUUCAACGGUACUGUGACUGGUGAGGGUGACAAGCUCGUCAUCAACGGUCAUGCUAUCACUGUUUACCAGGAGAGAGACCCAGCAAACCUUCCAUGGGGUAAGAUCGGCGUUGAUUACGUUAUCGAUGCUACCGGUAUCUUCAAGACCAAGGCUCUUGCUCAGAAGCACCUUGACGCUGGUGCCAAGAAGGUUCUUAUCACCGCUCCAUCCAAGGACGCUCCAAUGUUCGUCAUGGGUGUCAACGCUGACAAGUACACUCCAGACAUCAAGAUUCUUUCUAACGCUUCUUGCACAACCAACGGUUUGGCUCCAAUCGCUAAGAUUCUUAACGACAACUUCGGAAUUGACGCUGGUUUGAUGACCACUGUCCACUCCAUCACCGCCACCCAGAAGACCGUCGAUGGUCCAUCCCACAAGGACUGGAGAGGAGGUAGAACUGCUUCUGGUAACAUCAUCCCAUCUUCUACUGGUGCUGCCAAGGCUGUUGGUAAGGUUUUGCCAGCUUUGAACGGUAAGUUGACCGGUCUCGCUUUCAGAGUCCCAACCACCGAUGUCUCUGUUGUUGACUUGACUGUUAACUUGCAGAAGCCAACCACCUACGAGGAGAUCUGCGCUGCCGUCAAGAAGGCUUCUGAGGGUGCUUACAAGGGAAUUGUUGGUUACACUGACGAGGCUGUCGUUUCUUCUGACUUUAUCACCGACACCCACUCUACCAUCUUCGAUGCUAAGGCCGGUAUCCAGUUGACUCCAACUUUCGUUAAGAUCAUCACCUGGUACGAUAACGAGUACGGUUACUCCACAAGAGUUGUUGACUUGUUGGAGCACGUCGCCAACGCUUCUGCUUAA